UGCCCCCCCAAGGUGGUGAGUACCCGUGUGGGGGGGAUCCCCGAGGUGCUCCCUGAUGACCUCAUCCUGCUGUGUGACCCCACCGUGCGCUCGCUGAGCGACGGGCUGGAGGCCGUGAUUGGCCGGCUGCGGCGCGGCGCCGUGGCCUCGCCCGCCGCCGUGCACGCCCGCGUGAGGAGCCUCUACACCUGGAGGGACGUGGCGGAGCGCACCGAGAAGGUGUAUGACCGGGUGUGUGUGGAGGAGGUCCUCCCGCUGGCCGGCCGGUUGCUCCGCCUCCGGGACCACUGCGGGGGCGUGGCCGGCUCCAUCUUCGCCUUCGUCGCCGUCCUCAACUUCCUGUUCCUGCUGCUGCUGCGCUGGCUGGUCCCGGACCAGGGCAUGGACCGCGCCCUGGACGCCAGCGGGCCCCGGGCGCUGUGGGGGCCCCCGCAACGGGACCCGCCAGCAGAGGAGGCUGGAGAGGGGUCCCAACCGCAGAGGGACCCCUGGUCUGAUGGAGCCCCUACAGCAGAGGGACCCCUGGUCUGAUGGGGCCCCUACAGCAGAGGGACCCCUGGUCUGAUGGGGCCCCUACAGCAGAGGGACCCCUGGUCUGAUGGGGCCCCUACAGCAGAGGGACCCCUGGUCUGAUGGGGCCCCUACAGCAGAGGGACCCCUGGUCUGAUGGAGCCCCUACAGCAGAGGGACCCCUGGUCUGAUGGGGCCCCUACAGCAGAGGGACCCCUGGUCUGAUGGGGCCCCUACAGCAGAGGGACCCCUGGUCUGAUGGGGCCCCUACAGCAGAGGGACCCCUGGUCUGAUGGGGCCCCUACAGCAGAGGGACCCCUGGUCUGAUGGGGCCCCUACAGCAGUAGGACCCCUGGUCUGAUGGAGCCCCUACAGCAGAGGGACCCCUGGUCUGAUGGGGCCCCUACAGCAGAGGGACCCCUGGUCUGAUGGGGCCCCUACAGCAGAGGGACCCCUGGUCUGAUGGGGCCCCUACAGCAGAGGGACCCCUGGUCUGAUGGGGCCCCUACAGCAGUAGGACCCCUGGUCUGAUGGAGCCCCUACAGCAGAGGGACCCCUGGUCUGAUGGGGCCCCUACAGCAGUAGGACCCCUGGUCUGAUGGGGCCCCUACAGCAGAGGGACUUCGGUCGUCUUCAUGAACACUGGAUUGUUUCUAUGGAGGGACACACAAGGUCCUCCCAGAGGGGGCCCUCCGGUCUCGGGGGGGGGGGGGGGUCUCCAAGUCUCCAGGGGGCCCCUCCAGGGCCACAGGCCUUUAGGGUCUGGCAGCGUUGGACUUAUCUGCACCAAGAUGUUUAACCCCUACAGACUGGCCAGAUGUUUAACCCCUACAGACUGGCCAGAUGUUUAACCCCUACAGACUGGCCAGAUGUUUAACCCCUACAGACUGGCCAGAUGUUUAACCCCUACAGACUGGCCAGAUGUUUAACCACUAGAGACUGGCCAGAUGUUUAACCCCUACAGACUGGCCAGAUGUUGGGGCGCUGUGACCAGCGGCCGGUGAUCUCUGGCCUCCGCUCCGAGAGGGUCUGACUGCCUUCUAAGGACGCUGAUGUUUGAUUUGCACGCUAACGAUCGACGGCCCCCGGGCACACACAUGCUAAUCAGGGCCCCUUGACUCAGCGCUCUGGGGCGGAGGAACAGAUUAGAAUGCUAAUCAGGAUGUAUUUUUGUAAAUGCUUUUGGCACAGUGAAAGUAUAUUUCUAUAAAUAACAUUUC
Messenger RNA from Gadus chalcogrammus (walleye pollock), 1730 nucleotides. It is a transcript of the gene piga, whose product is annotated as phosphatidylinositol glycan anchor biosynthesis, class A. Gene Ontology annotation, biological process: GPI anchor biosynthetic process. The record is from RefSeq and is a predicted model, not a curated record. Gene Ontology annotation, cellular component: glycosylphosphatidylinositol-N-acetylglucosaminyltransferase (GPI-GnT) complex. The transcript has 2 exons. The annotation marks the transcript as partial. Gene Ontology annotation, molecular function: phosphatidylinositol N-acetylglucosaminyltransferase activity. Lineage: Eukaryota; Metazoa; Chordata; Actinopteri; Gadiformes; Gadidae.